Loxodonta africana (African savanna elephant) is the source of this 2801-nucleotide messenger RNA. It is a transcript of the gene LRRC19, whose product is annotated as leucine rich repeat containing 19. Bases 577 to 1722 code for a protein of 381 amino acids. The transcript has 4 exons. Lineage: Eukaryota; Metazoa; Chordata; Mammalia; Proboscidea; Elephantidae. Gene Ontology annotation, cellular component: plasma membrane. Gene Ontology annotation, molecular function: protein binding; signaling receptor activity. The record is from RefSeq and is a predicted model, not a curated record. Gene Ontology annotation, biological process: interleukin-8 production; positive regulation of non-canonical NF-kappaB signal transduction.
GAGAGAUGCUAAUGAAGAGUGAGCUAAUUAUAUCAGGUGGACACUUGAGAGUGUGUUGGCAGCUCUUGUCUGGAGGGGGGAUGGGAGGAUAGAGAGAGAGGGAAGCUGGCAAAAUUGUCAGGAAAGGAGAGACUGAAAGGGCUGACUCAAUAGGGGAAGAGCAGGUGGGAGUACGGAGUAAGAUGUAUGUAAACUUAUAUGUGACAGACUGAUUGGAUUUGUAAACGUUCACUUGAAGCUUAAUAAAAGUUAAUAAAAAAAAAAACUGAAAAAUCAAGAAGUAGCAAUAUAAGCAUAUACAUAAACAUGCACACACACAUAAAUAUAUAUUAUUCUGGACUUUCUUCUGUGUACUUACAUAUUAAAAUGUUUAAAUGUACAACCACUUCAAUUACUUUAAAGGUCCUUUCAACAGAUCUAAGAACUAAUGAGACAUUCUAAAAAAACAUCAGCCUUUCAUUCUCCACGGUGAAGGGUCAUGGGCUUGUUUUAUGCUUUAUGCAUUUUAGAAAUUUUUUUUUUAAAGGGAAUCAAAAUCUUCUUAAAAAUCACUAAACCUUUUAGUUUCUUAUUGAGAUGAAAUACUCUCUUUCCUAUCAGGCAAGCGAUAUGAAAAUCACAUGCAUCACGAUAUUCCUUUGGCUUCUCUCCAUCAUAUUAUCAUCAGAUGAAGUCCAGGCUUCUAACAGAGAAGUCAAGUGCAAACUCACUAAAAAGAACUAUUCUUUGAUUCCAGCGGAUAUCAAUAAAGAUGUUAACAUACUUGAUCUCAGUUAUAACCAAGUUACUUUAAAUGUUACAGACAUAAGGGUUCUACAGAAGUAUUUUUUACUCACUGAGCUCUAUCUGAUCGAAAACAAUGUCUCUAUCUUAUAUAGUAACAGUUUUGGUAACCUCUCCAAUCUAGAAAUUUUAAAUAUCUGUAGAAACUCCAUCUACGUAAUUCAACAGGGUGCUUUUGUGGGCUUAAAUAAACUGAAACAGUUACAUCUCUGCCAAAACAAAAUAGUUCAGCUGGAUCCUGUUAUGUUUGUGCCUCUGAAACACCUGAUACUUCUGAAUCUGCACAGCAAUUCGAUACGCUCUUUUGAUGUUCCACAACUAUUUCACCUGGAAUUAAUAAUUUUAUAUGGAAAUCCAUGGAACUGCUCUUGCAGACUAUUCAAUUUGCAGAACUGGUUGAACACAUCAAAUGUGACACUAGAAAAUGGGAACAUCACGAUGUGUAGCAAUCCAGAUAUUCUGAAGAACUACGGUAUUAAAACAGUACCUUUUAAGGCUGAAUGUCACUCAAAAUUUUCCUUAUCUACAACUGAAGAUCUUUACGUCUAUUUUAACUCUAGUAAUAAGUCAACAUUUAAUCAUUCUUUGAACAACUUAACAAGAAAUCCAGAACAUGAACGUUUUGGAAAAAGUUGGGCUUUUCUCGUGGGUGUUGCUGUCAGUGUCCUGAUGACUUCACUCCUCAUUUUUAUUGCUAUCAAAUGCCCACUAUGGUACAGCUUUGUGCUCAGUUAUAAUCAUCAUCGCCUGGAAGAGCAUGAAGCAGAAACCUACGAAGACGGUUGUACUGGAAACCCAAGUUCUCUUUCACCGGCACCAAAUACAAACUCUGAAGAAACUACAGUAAUAUUUGGACAACUACCUUCAUUCGCGGUAGAUGACGAUGGGUUUAUUGAAGACAAAUACAUAGAUACGCAUGAAUUACAUGAAGAAAAUUAAUUUAUUUUAAUGUUUGGUUCUUUUAAAAAUAUUAUCAGUCCACUCACAGUUUAGACAUGGGGAUUCUGAAAUGUGACAUAACAAACACAUUCAUAUUAAUUACAAUAUAGAUCAAUAUCAUAAAAUUAUGUUCUUUUCAUUGAUAUUGAACAAACCAAAAACUCACUGCCAUCAAGUCAAUUCCAACUCAUAGCAACCCUAUAGGACAGAGCAGAACAGCCCCACAGAGUUUCCAAGGAGCUCCUGGUGGAUUCAAACUGUCGACCUUUUUAGUUAGCAGCUGUAGCACUUAACCACUAAGCCGCCAGGGUUUCCGAGUAUUGACCAAGCAGGUCAAAAUACAAUAAUUGACACUCCUCAGUAGCCAACAGUUGCAUAGUUAGUCUACGAUACUAGCAAUAUUGUCCUCAGUAGUAUUUAAGAGACCAUACAUAUUAGUAAGGAAAAAGCCAAAGGUAAGUUGCUGAUUAAUUGAAAUGAACUGAUUCUCAUAUUAACCCAGAUAUUUGAAUGUAAUACAUCUUUGAUUAUACUAAAGCUCCAUUCAAUAAAAAGAAAUAAUACAUUUUGGAUUUAUAUCAUUAUUUAAGUCAAACUGACAAUGUACCUACUCCUCACUUAUCAACUAUCUCAUUUGCAUUUAUAACAAUAGUAAAAAAAAAUCUACUAUCUGACUAUCUUGCACAUCAACGACGUAUAUCUGGCAGUUACGAAUGCUCCUGGUGUGAGGUGAGAGUAACACUGGCUUGAUGGUUAAGGUUAUGUGUUAUCCUGGCUGGGCCAUGAUUCUCAGUGAUUUGGCAGUUAUCUGAUGAUGUAAUUUGGCAGUUAUGUAAUGAUGUAGUCAUCCUGCAUUUUGUGAUCUGAUGUACUCACCCUCCAUUUUCACAUAACACUGAUUUUCACAUAACAACAUGGUCUUUGGAACCUAACCAUGUCAAUAAGUGAGGAGUGAGUGUAGUGUACCCUAAAAUUAAUUUAAUGCUCAUAGUGUGAACUCAUGGAGUUGAAAAAUAUAUAUAUUUUAAAAAUGCUUCCUGAAUUAGCACAGUAAAUUUCCUUAAAAUUUAGUAGCAAUU